CUUAACUCUGUUCUGGACUCUUACAGAACAAAUACAGUUUAACGUGAUAGCCUACAGUUUUACAGGAUAUAAGGGAUUCUGUUUGACUAAACUAAAGCUGUGGUCCUGCACUGGUGAACAAGAUCUAGUGAACUGUUAAGAAGACGCCGGUUCUCCAGCUGAUCUGACAGAAAUUACCAGGAUCUUGAGGAGAAGAGUCCUGCUGCAGACAGCAGAACACUGGCUUGCACGAAAUCAUGUUCAGAAAGGAUUCAGAGAAAACUCAACUGGUCACCGAGAAAGGCACCAUGUAUAGCAUCACCAUGGGAAGUGUGUCCACAGAUGAGAUAAUGCAGAAGGAGAAGGACAGCAACAUCAAGCAUUGCCAUGACAACAGCCAAGCUACGGAGGACAGGGAGCGGGAGAAGCAGUUGGCCAGGAAGAGGCUCUACGUGGUCUCGGCUGUCUGCCUGGUCUUCAUGAUCGGAGAGAUCCUGGGUGGUUACUUUGCGGGGAGUCUGGCGGUGAUGACAGACGCCGCCCACCUGCUGGUAGACUUCGCCAGCUUCAUCAUCAGCCUGGUGUCUCUGUGGCUCUCGUCCAGACCCGCCACACGCACACUCAGCUAUGGCUGGCAUCGUGCAGAGAUCUUGGGUGCUCUCCUCUCGGUGGUGACCAUCUGGCUGGUGACAGGUGUGCUGGUUUACCUGGCUGUGCAGCGCCUCAUCAGCGAUAAUUAUGAGAUCGAGGGGACCAUCAUGCUCAUUACUUCAGGCUGCGCUGUGCUGGCAAACAUCAUUAUGGCUUUCACCCUGCACCAGUCUGGGCAUGGGCACAGCCACGGGGGCCUCAGCAGUGGGCACGGCCACAGCCACGGCACUAACGACAAGAGCAACCAUGGGCACAGCCACGCGGCGGGCAAUGGGCAUGGGCACAGCCACAAGAGAAACCACUCGCACAGUAACGGUAACCAAGAAAACCAUUCCCAUGGAAAUGGCGACGUGGAGCAGCACAAUGGGGUAGACUGUCAGCAGCAGAAGUCGGCGGGGUCACGACCUCAGGCCAACGCCAGCGUGCGUGCCGCCUUCGUGCAUGUCGUGGGAGACCUGCUCCAGAGCAUCAGCGUGCUGGUCAGCGCCAUCAUCAUCUUCUUCAAGCCUGAGUAUAAGAUAGCUGACCCUAUCUGUACGUUCCUGUUCUCCAUAUUUGUCCUGGGAACCACCAUCACCAUUAUGAGAGACAUCCUGCUUGUCCUCAUGGAAGGUACCCCAGCUGGAGUGAAGCACGGUGAGGUGAGGGAUCGGCUGCUGGCAGUGAAGGGGGUGAAGUCUGUCCAUAGCCUCCAUAUCUGGGCCCUGACUAUGAACCAGACGGUGCUGUCAGCACACGUGGCUAUAGAUGACGUAGUGGAUGCCCAGCCAGUCCUAAGGGAGAUGACCCAAACCUGUUUCUCCAACUACAACUUUCAUUCAGUCACCUUACAGCUGGAACAGCAGGCCGACCAGAAGCCUGGGUGUAGCCUGUGUGAGGACCCCAAAAUGUAGACACCCGUUUAAGCCCAUGGGAGAGGCCAGGAGCACAGAGGAAUAAGGCUAAGUUAAGCUACCUAACCAGGAUUUAGUUGUAGCCUGGACAUAGUCUUUUGGCCAGUGCUUGACUUGACCAGGAACAUAUUGGUUCCUGCACCUUUUAUAAAAUCUGGCCUUAAAAUAUUGCGGCAUUCCGUCACCUUAAUAUAAACAGCCCUCCAAAUAGAAUAGAACGCAACUUUUUUGACUAUAUGUUACAGCAAACAACUUGCAGUGCAGUGUCUCUGGAUGAGUACUGGCACAUAUUUCAGUCCACUUCAAGCUCUGCUUUUGGCUGAUCAAUCAUGGAUAUUGGACCAGAGGGGUAUACUACAAAGCAGGUUCAAUGUUUUAGGGCUCUAAAACAUUACUUUGCAAUUUCAUCAUGUGAAAACUGGCAUUUUCCUGCCCUAACGCCAGGUUUGGCAAUUUACCUGUCUAACAUCAGCAUGCUUACGCAUGAUCCAAAGUACUAAUUUUAGGCAGCACUGGUAGGGAUAUUUAAGACCAAUCAAAAGCUGGUUUUAAUGGUAACGCAGUUGGUUAUGGUAUGAAUUUUGACAGCUGAAACACAGCCUAUCCAGCCGUGACGCACACUGCCCACUUGAACAUGGAACAAGAUGUGAUUUGGUGCCUGUAUACUUCGUAUUUAGAAACAUAAAACAUUUUUCCCCCAUUUCAUUUUAUUUGAUUAAAAACCAAGCAUAGCCUCCCCUCUCAAUGAAGGCUGUUUUCUUUUUGUCCUGCCCAAUGUAAUCAAGUAGGCUAGACAAGACCGUCGAUAAAGGGUUUGGCUCGUGAGACUGCUUGGAAAUAAAUCCUAAUCACCCAAGCUUUAUUAAAAUACUGUAUCAAGUUUGAGAGGAGCAAAACAGUGAGCUGACAUUCCCUUUUUAUCUGUGUAUUGUAGACAGGCGUAGAUUAUUUUAGCCAUGCUUUGGACAUGCGUAAGACUCCCUCCAUGAUAUAGGUUACAUGUCUCCGUGCCCAUCGUGAAAGGAGAGAUGAGAACCUCUGUGAAUACCGGUGAACCUCGUAUUUAGAAGUUAUUUUCAUGUAACAAUUGCUUGUUUUCCAUUUCAUAUUUUUUUAUAAAUCCAAGCCUUCCACAGACUACCCUUACCCUAGGACAACUAUAGCGAAGGCUGCUUCAACAGCAAUGCAUUGUGUUUUUUUUUAUGAUGGUGAUUUUAUGAUAUCAUGACAUUUUACAUGCAUUUAUUGUUGUUGAAUUUUUUUUUUUAGCAAAGAUGGGAUAGGUCUACAUUUAGUUAUUUGUUUCUGUAAGCUGUUUAACAAACUAUAGUGGACUAACAUUAGAAUUUGAGUUGAUCCCAAGGUAAUAUAUACAAGACUGUAUAUACACAACUUGAAGCAACCACAUAUUUAGCCAUGGAGCAUGUUCUGAUUGGUCAGCGAGGGGGUCAAGCCUCAACACACCCACAAUGUCAUGGCUGUGAUAAGGAGUGGACCAAGAUGCAGCGUUUUGUGUUCCACAUAUUUAUUAUAUUCGUGAAACUUAAUGCAAAUACAGAAAACUUGAAAUACCAAAACAACAAACCGUGACGCAGCGAGGGGAAAAAACACACUACUCAAAAUAUAAAUCACCCACAACGACAUGUGGGACAAACAUCAACUUAAAUAUGGCCUCCAAUUAGAGACAACGACAACCAGCUGCCUCUAAUUGGAGGUCAUGCCAAACAACGACCAACAUUAAAAUACAAAAACUAGAACUGAACAUAGACAUACAAAAACAGAUAAACACCCCCUGUCACGCCCUGACCACUCUACCAUAGAAAAUAACAACUUAUUAUGGUCAGGACGUGACACACAACUUAUUUAUUCAUCAAAUCCCAGCCCUUUCGAGCGCCAGCAACUGCGCAGAUAAUUGUGGUUGUAAAAAUAGCAUAAAUAUUUUGGACACACCCUUGAACCUAUAGCGCUACUGCCAACGCUUAGAUUGACUAUUGCGUUAGGUUUGUUAAGAUAGAGCCCUUAGAGUUAAUUUCCUGCAAUUCUACACAUUCUGCCAUGGGGUGCAGAGAAGAUUUAGCAAUUGUAUAACACAUUUCUUGCAAUUCUACUCAUUUUGUCAUGGGGUGGAGAGAAAAUGUAGCAGUUUUACAGCAGAUUUCCUGCAAUUCAACACAUUUUGCUAUAGGGUGGAGAGUUUUUAAUAAUUUGACCAUGAUUACAAGUUUUGAUAAAUGGCUAGACUAAUUUAACCCCCUCCCCAAUUCCUGGUCCAAUUGACUCAACAACCAAAAACACAUAUCUAAGUUUACAUUUCUUAAUGAACCAGAAAAUCAAGACGUUAUUUGGGGUUGCUUAUCAAAGAUAGCUGGCUAACUCACUGAUCCUGCUUUGUAGUUUACCCGUUUGUUGUGUGGUUAGUUUGUUUAUCUCUGAAAGGUGAGGUGGUCAUUCUACAGUCACAAGAAAGUGCCUCUGUGCCAACAUUCCCAAAGAAGUAAAGAUUGAAGAGAUCAGGGAUGGGGUGCCAUAGCUGAUCACAGGCUCGAAAGUGAUGCACCAUGUAUUUUAUUUAUAUAUGUUUUAACUUACUGUAAGUCCACAUUUUAAAAUGUAAUUUGAGUCCUUAAUGGUUUAAGUGUCUAUAUUGAAAUGCUGGUCACUGUAUUGUUUAAAGAAAAUUAGAUGAAACAGCACGGUGUUAGAUGCUAAUAAUUAAGAGAACAAAACUGUCCUUGUAUUUACAAUACUGAUUUGAAUAAAAUCUACUGUUGUCAAUAA
Salmo salar (Atlantic salmon) is the source of this 4301-nucleotide messenger RNA. The record is from RefSeq and is a predicted model, not a curated record. Lineage: Eukaryota; Metazoa; Chordata; Actinopteri; Salmoniformes; Salmonidae.